UAAAGGUGGACUUCACGCUAUCUAAACCAAAAAAAUGUUACGACUCUUACUAUAAUCGAAAAUCCGUGAGAGAGAACUUGAGGUCAUAGACUGUCGCUAGUUAACGUUGUUGGCUAGCUACAUUCAAUGCUGCUAUGUUUAACUAAUUAUCUGGCAACGUACUGCUUCUCACGUGUAGCGAACUCGUUUGGCAGCUGGCUGUUUCAAUUGAAAGGUACACUGCUGCAUUUCCCAUAGUUUGUGUAUUCUUUAAUGUUGUUGUGAAGUCGGAUAGGUAGCUACCACAUAACUGUGGCUGACAAUGUGUGUUGUGGCAUCCAAAUAUCGCUAGCCAGCUUGCUAGUUCUUCUUAAGUACUUGUACUUGCUUUCCAGUAUGCUAGUUUCUUGAUAUCAGGGAUACAUCUGGUUAAAUUGUUGGUUCCUUUCACGAACUGUGUCACUUUGGGUUAGGUUAUUUGAUAUCAGUGAGUUAUCAAACACUAAAGUGUUAUGACAGCUGUCAUGAACGCUGAAGGAAGAUGGUCCAGACUCCGGGCUACAGCUGACCAAUAUUGUAAACUUAAUGACUGUAGCUAAAUAAAACAUCAUGGUUUUGAAUGAGAUAGUAAAAGCAUUGUGUUGAUCAGGCACAUACACCACCUAGAUUAAGUAGGAAUGUUAAUAUUCUCAAAACAGGAUUUUCAGACAUGCACUAUAAUUUUUCACUGGUGAUAUUUCAGAAUCUUGUAUAUCCCUAUUAAAUCCUAGACUGAGUCUCUGUAUUAGGUUUGCGAUUGAAUAAAAUGUUUAGUAAUUUGUUUGUGCAGGUCAGGAUCAGUGUCACAGGGGUAAUCUAGGGUAAGCACUGUGCACGGAAGCACAUCACUUGCUUCAUCGUGGAUUCCAACACAAAGGUGUCUGCUCUAAGUCCCAGACUCAGGUGCUUAUCAAAAAAUUCUAACCAGCGAAGGAAAGUGACCUUCCAUUUUAAGGAAGGAUGCUGUCCCUGUCGCGGGUGUUGGUGAACGCCGCGGCGCGAUCGCCGGUUGCGGUCAGCCAGUGCGGCGCGACGGCGCUGAGUCGGUUCAGCAGCGCCGCAGCUCAGCAGGAUAAGCCGAAGAAGACUAAGUUCGGGCCGCUGGCAGACCAGGAUCGGAUUUUCACCAACUUGUACGGUCGCCAUGACUGGAGGUUGAAGGGUGCCAUGAGUCGGGGUGACUGGUACAAGACGAAGGAGAUCCUGCUGAAGGGGGUGGACUGGAUCCUCAACGAGGUGAAGACCUCAGGCCUGAGGGGAAGGGGCGGAGCCGGCUUCCCCACCGGCAUGAAGUGGAGCUUCAUGAACAAGCCGAGCGACGGCCGGCCGAAGUACCUGGUGGUGAACGCCGACGAGGGGGAGCCGGGCACCUGUAAGGACCGGGAGAUCAUGCGCAGCGAUCCGCACAAGCUGGUGGAGGGGUGCCUGGUGGCCGGCCGAGCCAUGGGAGCCCGCGCCGCGUACAUCUACAUCCGGGGCGAGUUCUACAACGAGUCGUCGAACCUACAGGUGGCCAUCAACGAGGCCUACGCCGCCGGCCUGGUCGGCAGGAACGCCUGCGGCUCGGGCUACGACUUCGACGUGUUCGUCAUGCGCGGGGCCGGCGCCUACAUCUGCGGCGAGGAGACGGCGCUCAUCGAGUCCAUCGAGGGCAAGCAGGGCAAGCCCCGCCUCAAGCCGCCCUUCCCGGCCGACGUGGGGGUGUUUGGCUGCCCGACGACGGUCGCUAACGUGGAGACGGUCGCGGUGGCGCCCACCAUCUGUCGCCGCGGUGGUCCGUGGUUUGCCACUUUCGGGAGGGAGAGGAACUCCGGGACCAAGCUCUUCAACAUCUCGGGCCACGUGAACACCCCCUGCACCGUGGAGGAGGAGAUGUCCAUCCCCCUCAAAGAGCUCAUCGAGAGACACGCGGGAGGAGUGCGGGGCGGCUGGGACAACCUACUUGCAGUGAUCCCCGGGGGGUCCUCCACACCCCUCAUCCCCAAAUCGGUGUGCGAGGAGGUGCUGAUGGACUUUGACGGCCUCAUUCAGGCACAGACCGGCCUGGGCACGGCUGCACUCAUCGUCAUGGACAAAUCCACGGACAUCAUCAGAGCCAUCGCUCGCCUGAUUGAGUUCUACAAGCACGAGAGCUGUGGCCAGUGCACCCCCUGCAGGGAAGGAGUGGACUGGAUGAACAAGAUGAUGUGGCGAUUCGUGCGCGGGAAUGCAAAGGUCUCGGAAAUCGACAUGAUCUGGGAGAUUAGCAAGCAGAUCGAGGGACAUACCAUCUGCGCGUUGGGAGAUGGAGCUGCCUGGCCAGUACAGGGAUUAAUUCGACACUUCCGCCCCCUUAUGGAGGGUCGCAUCUCCGAGUUCCAGGAGCAGCAGCAAGCUCGGGCUUGAGCUACAUUUCUGCCACUCAUUUCAGCCUCUCUCUUCUAUUAUUAUUUAACAAAACUGCUUAUAAUUAUGAAUCAUUACAUGAGCUCUCUGUAUGAAACUUCCAAUAAAGUUCUAAGAACCUUA
Molecule: messenger RNA, 2526 nt
Organism: Anguilla rostrata (American eel)
Lineage: Eukaryota; Metazoa; Chordata; Actinopteri; Anguilliformes; Anguillidae
Product: NADH dehydrogenase [ubiquinone] flavoprotein 1, mitochondrial
Exons: 11
Coding region: 979-2403 (474 amino acids)
Biological process (GO): mitochondrial electron transport, NADH to ubiquinone
Molecular function (GO): FMN binding; 4 iron, 4 sulfur cluster binding; NADH dehydrogenase (ubiquinone) activity
Source: RefSeq, a predicted model, not a curated record